Messenger RNA from Phanerochaete carnosa HHB-10118-sp, 3131 nucleotides. RefSeq lists its product as uncharacterized. The transcript is spliced from 13 exons. NCBI's taxonomy places the organism in Eukaryota, Fungi, Basidiomycota, Agaricomycetes, Polyporales, Phanerochaetaceae. Bases 166 to 2943 code for a protein of 925 amino acids. The record is from RefSeq and is a predicted model, not a curated record. Gene Ontology annotation, molecular function: heme binding; nitrate reductase (NADPH) activity; molybdenum ion binding. Gene Ontology annotation, biological process: nitric oxide biosynthetic process; nitrate assimilation.
UUUUUAACGGCCGAAGGAGCCAGUGCGCACGACCCUCGGGCCCAGGCUGUUUUACCCGUCGGUCAAUAUUCCGAAUUGCUCAAACACGCUAAAGCCACCAUUGAGCCCAGCAUUCAGCAAGACUUUGGCUUCAGUUGCUAUCUCUUCCCUCUCGCUUGACACACCAUGUCCCCUGCGUCCUCGAUAUCGCGCAGCUCCUCGGUAGAGAGCGGACUCUCCGGCAGCUAUGCUUCAAGUCCCCGUUCCGAUGCCUCAGAUACGCCAGACUCGUCCUUGCGUUCCUCUCCGUCUCCCCCUUUGAAAGCACUGUACACCCUUCCCAGCCCGUUCUUCCCAGCGUCGCUGGAAGCAGAGGACUCCAACCGACAAUGCCCGCAGCUGCCUUCCAUCUUUCCUGCACUACCGGCGAAUAAUACUCCGCGUGUUACCGCUACAGCCGAUGCGCAAACUCCCGACAACUGGCUGCCGCGCGACCCCACGCUCAUACGUCUCACAGGAAAGCACCCCUUCAACUCUGAGGGCUACCUAACACCUCUUUUUGAUGCGGGCUUCAUCACGCCUGCGCACCUCCAUGUCGUGCGCAACCAUGGCGCGGUGCCGAAGAUAUCGCCCGACCAGGCGUACGCGGACUGGAAGAUACGCGUCCACGGGCUCGUGCAGGAGGAGCUCGAGUUCUCGAUCGGCGAGCUCGCGGAGAGGUUCCAAGUCGUGACGCUGCCCGUGACGAUCUGCUGCGCGGGAAACAGACGCAAGGAGCAGAACGUCGUCCGGAAGAGCCUGGGCUUCAACUGGGGCGCCGGUGGCGUGUCGACCGCGCUCUGGACGGGUGUCUACCUCGCCGACGUCCUGGAUUACGUCAGGCCCAUACGUCCGCGGGCGAAGCACGUCAUCUUUGAAGGCGCCGACGACCUGCCCAAGGGCCCGUACGGAACUUCGCAGAAGCUGUCGUGGGCGGCGGACAGGGAAAAGGGCAUGUUGAUAGCGUGGGCGAUGAACGGUCUGGCGCUGGAACCUGACCAUGGUUUCCCCGUGCGCGUGGUCAUGCCCGGACAGAUUGGUGGGCGGAUGGUGAAGUGGUUGAAGCGGAUUGAGAUCUCGGAGACAGAGAGCAAUCACUACCUUCAUUACUGGGAUAACAAGGUCCUGCCCAUGCAGUACACUCCCGAGCAGGCAAAGGACACGCCAGAGAUCUGGUACGACCCAAAAUAUACCAUCACGGAGCUGAACGUCAACAGCGCCAUCGCCAAACCGGCCCACGCCGAGGUCCUCGACGUGUCCAACGAGGACAUGGCCUCGAACGCAAAGACGUACGACAUCCAAGGCUACGCCUACGCGGGCGGCGGGCGGCGCAUCAACCGCGUCGAGAUCUCCCUGGACCACGGCAAGACCUGGACGCUCGCCGACGUAGACUACCCCGAGGACCACUUCCGCGCGGCGGCGUUCGAGCAUCCGGUGUACGGCCUCGUGGACCUGACGGCGCGGGACACGUGCUUCUGUUGGUGCUUCUGGACGCUGCGCGUGCCGCUCGCCGCGCUCGCGCGCGCGGACGUCGUCGCGCUGCGGGCCAUGGACGAGGGCAUGAACACGCAGCCGCGCGACAUGUACCUCAACGCGACGAGCAUGCUCAACAACUGGUGGUUCCGCGUCGCGGUGCGGAAGAGCGCCGCUGCGGACGGCGUGCGCCUCACGUUUGAGCACCCCGCCGUCGUCGGGCAGACGAUGGAGGGGUGGAUGGACCGGAUGAAGGCCGAGGGAAGGGACGUGCUCAACCCCGUUUUCUCGGACGCGCCGCAGGACCAGGCGGAGAGUGCUGCGAAGCCGAGCGAGGAGAAGAAGGAGGUGGUCAUGACGAAACCGGGCGUCAAUCGGAAGAUCACUGCCGAGGAGCUCAAAGCACAGGACAAGCAGAAGCCAUGGUUUGUUGUGAACGGUGAAGUCUACGAUGCCACCGAGUAUCUCCAGGAUCAUCCUGGAGGCGCAGACUCUAUCCUUCUGGUAGCCGGCGAUGAUGCCACGGAAGAUUUCAUGGCUAUACAUUCUAUCGAUGCCAAGCAGAAGCUCGCAGAGUAUCACAUCGGUACUCUCGUGGGUUCAUUAUCCGAACCAGCAACGGUAACCUCGUCGAGCAGCGACCUCAAUGCGCCUUUCCUGGAUCCAAAGACCUGGAAGGUCGUCACACUCACGAGCAUCGAGCGCGUGAAUCAUGACUCCCUCAUCUACCGCUUUGCUCUGCCACACUCGGACCAGCCUCUUGGUCUACCAACUGGCCAACACGUCUUUGUCAGGCUCAAGAGGAAGGACACAGGUGAUAUGGUGCAGCGAGCCUACACCCCUGUGUCGCCGGAAAACGCGAGAGGGUCUAUCGACUUUUUGAUCAAGUUGUACCUGCCCACGGGCGAGUACCCUACUGGCGGAAAGAUGACAGUCGGCUUCCAUCAGCUUGAGGUCGGCGAUACGCUCGAGCUCAAGGGCCCACUGGGCUCGUUCAUCUGGCAAGGGAGCGGUACGGCAUUGUGGAGAGGGGUACCACGCGAGGUCUCAGAGAUCGGUCUCGUUUGUGGAGGCAGCGGCAUCACACCCAUCUUGCAGGUGCUCCGCAGCGUGCUACAUGACUCGGCGGACACGGUGACGCGGCUCUGGCUGAUCUCGGCGAACAAGACAGUGGAUGACAUCCUCUGCCGUGCGGAGCUCGACAGCCUUUUUGCGGCGCACGGCGCCUCGGGGCGCUUCAGUGUGCACUACACCCUCAGCACGAGCACGCCGGCGGAGUGGACGUACGGCACUGGGCGCGUCACGGAGGACAUGUUGCGCGUGCACCUUCCUGCGGCCGGCGCGGGAAAAUUGGUGCUGGCCUGUGGUCCGUCGAACAUGAUCGAAGGUGCGCUCAAGAGCGGGCUGCAGAAAUGCGGGUGGGAUGUGCAGACGCAGUUGGUCGUAUUCUGAGUUGCCGCUCGCAGGGAUUAUUAAUAUUUACCUAGUAGUGAGAGGAAUGUACUUGUACUGGACUUGGUUCCAACACGCCGUGAUUGCUGAGUCCAGCCGGUGCUCGACGGUGUCUUUCCCUGGUCGUGUGCGGUCUAUCGGAGUAACCCGUAACCUAAUAUUAGGUUUUGUGACCGUGACAACGGUGA